CAGACAUAAGAUAAGACAGUGGGACUAAGUGAAACGAACUUUAAAAACCAACUAAAUGACUUUAUAUAAUAAAUUUUUUCUUUAUUAACGCUACCUUUAAGGAUCAGAUAGGAAGUGGAUCUGUCCUACGAUUCAUUGCCAUUGCCCUUUUGAGUCAUAUGAAAUCUAGUGUCAUCAGCUCAUUUUAAGAAUGAAAAAGUAGAAGUUGCGGCUCCUUGUUUCGACCAGCUCAUCUCCGGUCCACUCACACAGUCUGUGACUCACUGGUUUUAGUAGGAAGUGGCUUGCUCUUUUGUCAAUCCUGGCACUUUUUGCUGUGGACACUGUGUUUGCAUCUCCAUUUGCAUGAGUGAGCAGACCUUUAAUUGUCGAAUGUGCUUGAUUAUUUAUAGGCAGGAACAAAAACAGUAUGAGGUGUUGUUAAGAGCACGAACAGGAACUGUGGUCUACUGAAGAGAAAUAGUAUUAUCGCUUUACUGGAACACAAUAACAGCGCCGUUUUGGGACUUCCUGCUGGUUUAUUGUGUGUGUUCUCCUGUCGAUGUUGUGAUAUCUCUGAAGAAGAUGAUGCAGAAGAUGGAACAGAGCUCGUGCACAGAGGAUCGGAUCCAGCAUGGCCUGGAGCGCUGCCUCUGUGACCUGGGUCUGGACACUCCUGACAAACACCUCUGGAACGCUGGACUGUGCAUCAACCGCUGGUGUUUGGAGGAACUAGUGAAGAGAGAUCACCACAACUUCCUCAUCCUUCUACAGAAAAUUCUGAGGAAAACAAGAGAGGUGCUAGAACAGUGUCAGUAUGAGCUGGUGGUGCCACUCACCCUCCUGUUCUCUUCAACUCUUCUCAAAGCUCCAUAUGUAAGUCCAGACUGCGGUGUGCUACAGGAGGCCUACCUCUUGUUCCAGAGCUUUUUGUCGUGGCCUGAGCCCUGCUGCUCCGCCAGCAAACGCCUACUUAGCACAAUUCAGCAGGAGCUCAGAGCACCAGGCAUUUCAUUUCAAAGGCUGGUGAGGGCAGAGCAGGGCUGUUCCCCUGACAUUCAUGCCUCCAAAACCAUAACUGUUCUAUUAGUGAGUCCAGAUGAGGACAUUCCUGCAGAGGUCCAGUCUGUCUCUGAUCAGCUGAGUAACAUCCAACACACCAACAGAGACGUCAUCAUCACCCUCAUCAUUCAUGCCUUUCAGGCAGCUCUGGGCACCAAACUGGACCUCCAACUCCUGCACACAGCUCUGCAGACAAAACAGCAGGAGGAGUUGGAGCAGCUUCUGGAGGCACUGACCAUCAACAUGGAGCGAGCAGCGUCUACAGCAGAUAUUAGUAAAGCUGUGCAAGGUCUACUACACAGCAUGGAGAGGCUCAGAGAAAGCCUGGCUGCUCCUUCUCCUGCUGAUGAAUCCUUAAACACUGGGACCAUUGAGACUUUGAUGCUGCCCUUUGCCAAAUGUCACACAUGCUCCUGGGAAAACGAUAACUUUGAUAUUCUGACUGACAUUCUCGCAAAUGAGUCUGACCUGGAUUCCCCUCCAGACUGUUUCCUAAAAACAGAAUUGGAUGAAGAAGAUAACAAUGACAUCAGUGUGGAUGAGGAGGAUGAGUUUGAGGGAAACAAAGCGGAUGACGUUUUUCAAAACCACCGUAUCUCCACUGCAUCCUCUUCCUCUAGAGACUCUGGGUUCUCUCUAUCCUCCAGCUGGUCGUUCUCUACACCGUCUUGCUCCUCAGGGGUGGAGAGUGACUUCAGUGAGGACACAGGGCAUGAGGAUGUGGAGGAAGGACAAGAAAACCAACCAAAGCCCAGGAGGAAACCCAAGAAGAAGUCCAGAUCUUUCUUAGGUGUUGAGCGCUUAUCCAUGCUUUUAAAGACUCCUCGCAGCCCUAGUACUUGCCGCCGUGCCCAGAGCAUGGGCUUCCAUGGAGAUUCUACCAAAGACCUUCAAAAGACGGGGCUCAAACCCUCCAGAUCCCUGUCCAGACCCAGUCAGCCUUUACAUUCCACUUUAGAUAGUCUUUUUCCACAGAAGCAGGUGUGUGUCCGCAGGAGGCCGAUCCUGAGCUGUGAUGAAGGCGAUGUGGCAGAGGCGGUCAACCUGGUGCGAGUGGUAGUUUUUGGCGGGGAUAAAGAGGCUGGCAGGCUGGCGAGGGCCUACAGUGACCUGCAGCAGAAAGGGAGUAAAUGUGCCAAACUCACAAAGACGUGCAAACUGCAGUUUUACUUUGUACCCACGAAAAGGAGAGGGCUAGGAACCCCAGCAGGAGGAAAUACACCAACUGAGGGGCCAACAGGGAGUUCAACCAAAGCAAUUAUGGAUUCUAAUGGUCUCAUACUGGACCACAGUACCACUGAUAUAGCUCACAUGUUGGGUAUGAUGGACCCCUGGUAUGAACGCAACAUCCUGAGUAUGCUCAGCCUUUCCUCUGAUGCCCUUUGUCAGACUUCCUGUAAGGAGAGUUGCACCUCGGUGAACAGCGGCACCACAGAGCAUCUUCCUCUGCUGGCCGACAUGGUGCUUUACUACUGUAGACAUGCAGACCAGCCUGUCCUGGUGCAGCUCUACCAGGCAGAGCUGACCCUGGCUGGAGGAGAGAAGAGAAGGGAGGUGUUUAUUCAUUCUCUGGAACUUGGACACACUGCUGGAACCAGAGCUGUGAAGGCCAUGGGUGAGUCACACUCUGAGAAACCAGACGGACACGACACAAAACAUUCACACACACACACACACACACACACACACACACACACACACACCCUGUUGUGUGUUCAUUUUACAGGUGCUGCUAGCAAACGGUUUGGGAUCGAUGAGGAACGAGAGGCAGUUCCUUUAACACUAAGUGUCGCUUACAAUAAGGUGGCUGUAAGUGGGAGGAGUCAGUGGAUGCAGACAGAGAAGGUUUGCACGUCAAUAAAUGUUUACAAAGCCUGCAGGAAACCUGAACAGCUAGAUUCAAGAACAGAAAGCCUUCAGCUGGUGGUCGCAGAGGUCCUAAAGAGGCAGGGCUCCAAGUCUAAAAAGGGCUACAACCAGCACAUCUCCCUAUCAGAGGUGAAAGUAGACAAGGUCCAUGUGAAGGGAAAGGAUGAUGGGUCGACUUUUGCGGUGUGUCUAGAUCAGGAUGAGAAGAAGUUCAUCCAGAGAGUCAUCAGGUGUGAUGUGUCUCUGUGCUGUAAACCUGGGAGCAGUUCGGACUGGAGAUCCUACAAACCUUCACCUGGUCAAGUCCAGCCUCUACACCCUUCCUACUGCUCGAUGCUCUGCCUCCCCAUCACUUCUUUUUCCACCUCACAUCCCUGAUGACACUCUAUACUGUACAACACGACACUUCAUGGACUUUUGCCGAAACAACACAGGAUGUUUAGCUGAUGUGAGGCUGAAUAAAAACAUACUAAAGAGGAAGUAAUAACAGUAAUAAUAAAUGUUUAUGGAUCAACAGUAUUUCAAGUUCAUCCUGUUGCUGUCAUUAAGGUGUGUCACCUUACUGUCAUUAAGUUAAGCCUGAGUGGUUUUUGGAAUGUCAGUCUAACUUUACAAGGAUGAUUUAUCAGAACAUGACCUCAUUUUAGAGAAACACAUGGUAUUUGUAAUAAAUUAAUCAGUGCUUGUUGAUCAUAGUUUCCCUGAUCAUGUGUUGUAUCUAUCUACAUUAGGGGGGUUUGACAGGAUCUCUACCAUGGCUUGAUUAUUAAUGUAUACAUUCUGUUGAAUCACUGCAGAAGUAUAGAAACAUGACAUAAAAUAAGCUAUUUAUUAUGAAAAGGUAACAGUGAAAACAUGUUUUAUAUGUUUCAAAAAAUUGACACCUCAUAUUGUUUUUACAUGUUUCAUUCUU
Messenger RNA from Sphaeramia orbicularis (orbiculate cardinalfish), 3823 nucleotides. Its product is annotated as phosphoinositide 3-kinase regulatory subunit 5-like. Gene Ontology annotation, biological process: positive regulation of MAP kinase activity; G protein-coupled receptor signaling pathway. Gene Ontology annotation, cellular component: phosphatidylinositol 3-kinase complex, class IB. The record is from RefSeq and is a predicted model, not a curated record. The transcript has 16 exons. The coding region runs from base 565 to 3288 and encodes 907 amino acids. Lineage: Eukaryota; Metazoa; Chordata; Actinopteri; Kurtiformes; Apogonidae. Gene Ontology annotation, molecular function: 1-phosphatidylinositol-3-kinase regulator activity.